Messenger RNA from Pelodiscus sinensis (Chinese soft-shelled turtle), 1029 nucleotides. Lineage: Eukaryota; Metazoa; Chordata; Testudines; Trionychidae. The record is from RefSeq and is a predicted model, not a curated record.
CCUCGGGACGGGCUCGCUCCCCGCCGGACCAUGCAGAACUACAAGUACGACAAGGCGAUCGCCCCGGAGAGCAAGAACGGGGGCAGCCCGGCCCUGAACAACAACCCGGCCAAGCGCGGCAGCAAGAAAGGGCUGCUCAUCUGCCUGGAUCUCUUCUGCCUCUUCAUGGCCGGCCUGCCCUUUCUGAUCAUUGAAACCAGCACAAUCCAGCCAUACCAACGAGGGUUUUACUGCCAUGACGAGAGUAUCAAGUACCCUUUGAAAAAGGCCGAGACGAUUAAUGAUGCCGUGCUGUGUGCUGCAGGGAUUCUCAUUGCCAUCCUUGCUAUCAUAAUAGGAGAAUUUUACCGGAUUCACUACUUAAAGGAGAAGUCUCGGUCCUUCAUCCAGAACCCAUACGUGGCAGCUCUCUACAAACAAGUAGGCUGUUUUGCCUUUGGCUGUGCCAUCAGCCAGUCCUUCACAGACAUUGCCAAAGUGUCCGUCGGGCGCUUGAGACCUCAUUUCCUGAACGUUUGUGAUCCAGACUUUUCAGUACUCAACUGCUCUAAAGGCUACAUUCAAAACUACACCUGUAGGGGAAAUGACAGUAAAGUUCAGGAAGCCAGGAAAUCCUUCUUCUCUGGUCACGCCUCCUUCUCGCUCUACACCAUGCUUUAUUUGGUGUUAUAUCUGCAGGCCAGAUUCACGUGGAGAGGAGCACGUCUGCUACGUCCCCUUCUGCAGUUUACUCUGAUCAUGAUGGCGUUUUACACAGGAUUGUCCCGUGUGUCUGACCACAAGCAUCACCCCACAGAUGUGCUGGCAGGAUUUGCACAAGGAGCCCUGGUGGCUUAUUGCAUAGUGUUCUACGUCUCAGACCUCUUCAAACCCAAGAUGAAGACCUCCCUGCCUCCUCCUCCAAUCCGGAAAGAUAUCCUUUCACCUGUGGACAUCAUUGAACGGAACAAUCACCACAAUAUGGUGUAGACCUUUGCAACCUUCCAUAACCCUCUUUUUUUUUUUUUUGGUUGCAAAAAUGACUGCUGA